This is a messenger RNA of Carya illinoinensis, 1442 nucleotides long. RefSeq lists its product as uncharacterized. The transcript has 3 exons. Lineage: Eukaryota; Viridiplantae; Streptophyta; Magnoliopsida; Fagales; Juglandaceae. The record is from RefSeq and is a predicted model, not a curated record. Bases 115 to 1392 code for a protein of 425 amino acids.
UCAGUAAUCGAUCAAUCUAGCCGCUCUCGCUUUUCAAAUUCAAGUGUUAGGAGGAUCUGACUCUAGGGCUUCUCUCCUCUAUACGCCCCUCCAAUACUCUCGAGCGGUUCUGAAAUGGAGCCCGUGGCUCUGGCGGUGGACAAAUUGAAAGCUUUUGUGAAAUCCAGCCAGGACUUCGUCGACGGCUUCAUUCAUCGCCGCGACAAUCCAGCUCGCCGCAAUCCGAUUGAAAUUCUGAGGCGGUUGCAACGAGAAGCAUUUACAGAUCUGAUGAAACUCAGGGACAGACAAGACAAGGUUGAGAGAAUUCUUUCUUUCUAUAAAACAUCCAAGGGAAGUCCAUUCCAAGAAGCCAGUACCCAUGUAAGAGGAGAGUUUGAUCUCUUGGGGGCUUUCUUGGUGAUGGAUAAUGUUGAUAAGCAGAACUGUGAUGCCCUUUCCAGAGCAGGAAUCACAACUGGAAUUGAUUCGAGGUUCACUUUUGAAACCACAAUUAGUCAGGGAGAGAGUCUUACUGCAGAAUUUGUAGCCAGUCAAAAAGGAAACAGAUAUCUUGAUGAGGUUCCAGGACAAUCACUUUCUCUAGAAAAAGUGUCAUAUAGGGUAAAUGCCUGUGACUGGUUAUCUUUGGUUGCAAUUCCAGUUGGAGCUCAAUCCAGGGAUGUUGCAAUCACUUCAGUUUCUUCCCAUCAGGCAAAGGGCCUUACCAAAUUAUCAUCACUUGGACCUCCCCUUUUAAAUCAGCAUAAAGGCAGUGGCAUUGGCUUAUCAGUGAGAAAAUCAAAUGUCAUUGCUUCAUUGGCUCAAUUCAUUUCUGGGUUGGGUAUGCAACCGGAUGCUGAUAGUGUGGGGCAUUGCUUCAGCACAUUCGGGCAAGUUGUAUGUCAACUUCCCCGAGGGAUAAAACUCUCACUGUUGGGUCUUCAUCAAGUGCCUAAAUCAUUGAGCCAACAUGUUAGUCUUGGGCCCCUUACUAUUCCUGUCGUCCUUUCGAGACAUCCUACGGCUUCUGAGACAGUGAUUGAAGCAUCUACCUCAUCCAUCAGAGCGAGCACCCCAGAAAAUUUCUCCUCGGGAUCUGUUGCCUUAAUGCUGGAGUCGGAACUUGACGAGGUUACAAGAAUUGGAGGUUGGGUUGAAAUGCAUAGAUCAAAUCCUAAAUGUUUACAUUGGGCUGUGUCUAUGUCCGAUGAUUCUGAAGACUCUUUUGGGUGGGGAUUGAGUUUAAGUGGAAUGCUUGGAGGUCCAACAAGCGAGAAGCAUUUCCAGGCUGAAUCCUAUUUAAAACUAAAUUUAGGCAAGCGGUUCAGCUUGAAACCAGGUCUAGCAUAUAUUGCGGCUGGAAAUGCUAAAAUGCCUGCUCUCAUUCUUCGGUCUAAUUGGUCCUUGUGAAUUCUGAUUACCAUUUUCAGCAUGGUUAUCAUUUUCUCUAUUUUGUGAAA